Lepisosteus oculatus (spotted gar) is the source of this 9285-nucleotide messenger RNA. It is a transcript of the gene zfyve26, whose product is annotated as zinc finger, FYVE domain containing 26. Gene Ontology annotation, molecular function: phosphatidylinositol-3-phosphate binding; metal ion binding. The record is from RefSeq and is a predicted model, not a curated record. Gene Ontology annotation, biological process: double-strand break repair via homologous recombination; regulation of cytokinesis; mitotic cytokinesis. Lineage: Eukaryota; Metazoa; Chordata; Actinopteri; Semionotiformes; Lepisosteidae. Gene Ontology annotation, cellular component: lysosomal membrane; midbody; centrosome.
UGUCACAUGACCACCACUUCAACAUGGAUACCUUCCUGAGAAAAUAACAGGGAAGAGGAGCAACUUCACGUCAAAUUCAUGUGAAAACAACCACCGCCGAUCGAAAACUGGUUGUAUUAUACCCCAGGACUUGUGUGUGUAAAGGCACACUGCGCAGGGAGGUGAUGUAUCUGCUGUGCUGCUCCAGUGCUGUAUAGCCCAUUCCCCCUGAUGCUGUCCUGCGCCACGCUGCGAAAGAUAAAUGUCAGCUGGACACCCUAUCGGGAGGGAGGGAGAGACCUCCCAGGAGAAGCUGUUUGAGUUCUUCAGGGCAUGCCUCUUGCAGGGGGAGUGGGAGCUGGCACAGGCGUGCGUGCCCCAGCUGAAGGAGUGGCAGGGUGGCCCGCAGGUGGAAGAGCUUUUGCAGGCCAUAACUGCCUGCCCUUACCAGCUGAGAUGGGAGACAGUUGGCAGCCCACAUCGCCUCGCUUGGUUGUGGCUCCUGGUGCUCGAGAAGUGGUCACAAGAACGGAUCCCAGUGAUCGCCAGAAGUGAGCUGGAGUUCUUGCUGCUUUUGGAAGAGCUUGAAGACACAGUUCCAAAAAGUGUGCUUAAGGAGCUGUACAAAGCCUUCUUACACAGUCACAGCUCUGGCCUCCCUAGAGAGAAGAAGAAGGAAAUGUCUCCCCAGAAUCUCAGCCAGGAUGUGCUCUCGUGUCUGUGGAACUUACUGGUGAAUAAGCCAAGGCUAGCCCAAGCACUCGCUGCCUGUCUGUUAGCUGAUGGCACGGAUUGUGCCAUGAUGGAAUACAGCGCUUGUCUGCAGAAAAUGUUCACAGAUUUCCUGCUGCAGGCUGUGGGCAGCCUGAGGAGCCCGGGGACAGGUGAUGGGACAGCGCAGCAGAGGCACACAGCUGAACAGAUCUAUUCGGUUCUGUCUGUGCUGCCCUACGAACCCGAGAGGCAGAGCAGGGAGCAGCAGCAGUUGUGCGAGGCCCUUUGGGAGGCCAGCUGGGGCCAGGACUCGUCCUUGCUGGAGCAGCGGGUUCUGAGCUGCCUUCUUCGGCCCCGCUGUCACGGCCUGGUCGUUCUGUACAGCUCAGUGGCCACUGUGCGUCGGAAGGGGAAGCUGCUGCAGGAUUUGCAUUCAGCCCAAGAUUCCAAAGAGCUGUAUGAAGCGGAGAAGGGGCUGCUGGGAUUGUUCUCUCACUGUGAUCGCACCUCUGCCUGGCAAACAAUUUACUUUGACUGUCACAGCAGUGGCAAACACUUUCUGGAACAGGUCUUGUUAACAGCACUAAGCUUGAUCAAGAGAGAAGACUUUUCCAGUCUAGACCAGCUCCUGAAGCAGGAGUUCCAGCCUCUUUCACGGCUCCUGCUGCUGCUAGGAUGGACACACUGUCAGAGUGUGGAGUCUGCGAAGACACUGCUGUGUAUUCUCCAUGAGAACAAGAACCUGUACUGUGAUUCCAUGCUGAAGGAGUUCGGAGAUGGGCUUUCCGUACAGCUGGGCAUUCUUGAAUGGUGCUCAGAAAACAGCAACAGCAUUCCAGGAAAAGAGACCCUUCAGCUCCUGCAUAGCCUGGACUGCCACUCCGCUCUGUUCAUCCUACAUUCCCUCACCAGCCUGCCUGCACUGCAAGAGGGCCAGGUCCUGGAUUUGCUGCAGGGCCUGGCAGAACCUCACAGUUCUGGACAGUCAGACACCCUAAGCUGUGCCAGUGUGGUUGCACGUCGAAAUGUGGUGCUAUUCCAGGGUUUCUGUGCCAUGAAGUAUGCCAUCUAUGCCCUCUGUGCCAAUGCACACAGGUACCUGUGCUGCCAGGUGUGUACAGACUGGUGUUCGGAGGUGCAGUCAGAGGAAUCUUGGCCAUGCCAGGAUCACAUCAGUGCUCAAGGAAAACCUUUGCUUUUUCAGGACUAUGUCUCUAAGUGCCAGAGCUGUCUGGAUGCUGUUCCAGACAUCUUUCGGCUGGAGCUCUUGGAGAACAUUUAUUCACUGCUGUUUUUAUGUGACGAUAACGUUGGCAUGGAAAAGAUAGAGAAGUUGUGUGACGUGCAUAAGGGGAAUCUAGGGGAGAAGAAGAUCCAGCCGACUUCACUGGGAAGGAAUGGGGAGCACAGUUCACAUCUUGCAGACAGCUUUGGGGGUGGCAGAAAUGAAGAGGAGACAGCCAGUGACUCAGCACAGCAGAGUAAAGUACAGACCCAGGGCCAGAAUUUCAGAUACUUGAAUCUAAAGCAGUUUAACACAGGGGCCAAUGGUUUUUUAGCCAAUGAAGUGACGAUGGAAAUCUUUCUGGAAAUGCUGAAGGAGAAUCUUAAGGGAAUUAAUAGCAAUAUCCUGUUGGAGGACAACAAGAUGCUGGCCAGAGAAACGGAGUUCGCUGAAUGCCUGAACUGUUCCAUCACCAUGGAAACCUUUGACUCUCGCUUCAAGAGGCUGUCCCAGCAUGUUUCCGAGGCUCAGUGGAGAUUUCAGAUUGUCACCAGCAACAAGACUCAUGAAGGGCAGGUCUGUGAUAUGCAGAAAUCGCUUGCGGUGUCUGUCAGGCAUGGCAGCAUGAAAAGGAGAGUGGCAGUUGGAAGUGCUGUUGAUACUGCCAGUCAGAGAGAGCCAGAGGAAACUGCCCUGGACACCCAUCAGAGCCUGCUGGUUCCCAUGAUGCUCUCACCACCAGACUCUCUACUGGUUUCCUGCAUCCUGAGGAGCAACUUUGCAGAGGGACACCAGGUGGCUCAGAUGUUUGGCCUGGAGUCGUCAGUGUGUUACGGGGAGCUGUUGUUCAUGGAGCGGUACCAGCAGGUUCUGGAUGAGUUGGCCCAGGUGGAGCAGAAGAUCGAGAGCCAGACAGCAGAGGGCUCAGGGCGCAGGGUCAGUAGUGGGCGUUCCACCCUGCAGGCCAUCGGCAGUGCCGCUGCAGCUGGCAUGGUGUUCUACUCCAUUUCGGAUGUGGCGGACAAGCUGCUGAGCUCCCCUGGGAAGCAGCUGCCCACCCUGCAGGAGAGCUACUGGCUGAACAACAUGGUCCUGGAAGCCAAAAGCCCCCUCAGGGGGCCGCUUGAUGAGCUGAGCUCGCCGGGCAUGGCAGCCUUUGACCUGGCUUGCACUCAGUGCCAGCUGUGGAAGACCUCCAAGCAACUCCUGGAGAUAGCAGACAGGCGGCUACACAGCAGCCUGGAGAGCAGAGGACUGAAAGCCGAUCACACUGUCACCCACCCUGAAGGGCUCAGAGGGUUCCCAGCAGUGCUGCAGCAGAUUGGUAAAAUCCUCAAUCACACACCUACUGCUAAAGGUCAGGCAAAAUUGGAGGGUAGUGAAGAGAAGACCUGGAGCCCAUUCAGCUGCAGUGCGGUGGAGGUGUUGCUGAGCUGCUACCCAUGCUUGACUGAGGAGGGCAUCACUGCGCAGCUCCUCACCACACAGCGGUUUGAGCAGGUUGUGCACACCCUGGCUGGUGCUGCUGAUGUCACAGGGGAGAUGCGGGGGACGGGGCUGCUGGGUGCUCUGGUAGAGCAGGCCAGCCUAAGGUUGGCAGAGCUGGAAGCCCACCCUGUACGCUCUCAGAUGAAACAGCUGCUCCGCUCUGUAGACCAACACUUCCAGGUCCAAGAGAGUGCUGCCCACAGCGUUGAUUAUAUCCGCACCUUCUUUGACUACGUCAACACACUGGCUGGUGUCCUGGUCCACAGCCAGAGCUCAGAGUCCGAGCUGGCCUGUGAGGUGAAGCUGGGGAAUCCCCUCCUGGUGCUGCAGCAGACCCCAUCCCAGCACCUCACUCACUUGCUGUUUGAGAGGCAGGUGCCCCCAGACAGGCUGUCCUCUUUGCUGUACCAUGAGGAGCUGAACAUCAGCGUUCAGCAGGUGAUAGUCCAGCGCUGCUGUGAGAGUCUUCCACUCUGGGAUACCCGCAGACAACGACAGGAUCCAGCUCUCCUGGAUGGCAUCACAGCACUCCUGCAGCAAUAUGCUCAGCCGCAUGUGUCCCACCUGGGCACAACAUUACCCCUGCUACCGAAACCCAGUGAGGAGAGUGAAGAGCCCAGCUCUCCACCUUUGUCUCCUGGUGGCAACUCCACACAGCUCUUUCUCACACCCUCUGCCUUGAGCUUUCUAAAGUCCUGCUCCAGCUUGCUAGCCGUCGUCGCCUGUCUGAGUACUUCUAAGGGGACCAGAGUCGCCAAGUCCGGGCUGUCCUCUUGGAGAGAGUUUCGUGGCAAGAGGGAAGCCCCACUGGACAUGGAGCAGAUUUCAAAGGAGUGCGAGCAGCUCCUGAGGGAAUUCCCUGUUCUGCAGGGGUUCCUCCAUGUCAUCUGCGAGCCGGUGGUGGGUAAUCAGUUGGAGGGCAGUGGGCUGGUAGCUGCGCUAUGUGGCAAGUCCAGCACCAGCCUGGCAUUCUCUGGCCUGCACUGUGGGUCCACGCGCAAUGUUGCCACUGAUGCCUUCCAGCAGGCACUGUCCUCCAAGGACUUUGGCAGAGCUCUGUGUGUCUUGGAGCUGUAUGGUCAGGAGCACAAGGGAGUUGGGCCAUUGAAAGACAUUGUACUGAGUUGUGCAGCAGUGGAAGAGCCUGACGGAAUAAAGCAUGUGUUCCGAGUAAAGCACCCUGAUCUGAGAGCCAGGCUGACCCUUGAGUGCUUAAAGAAGUGGCCUCUGGAAGCCAGUUUGGAAGUGCUCCUGUACUGCCUUAGUGCCACAGAGACGGCACCAGAGCUAAAGGGCAAACUGGAACUAAAGAAACAAGAGCUACAGGUCUACCAGAAGAUCCUCAGUCUGAGUGACACCCUGCCCUGGACUGAAUGGCAGGACCUGCAGAGGGAUUCCACCAGGAUUCCUGAGGUGGUGAUGUUCGUGGUCCUGAGGGCCAAUGAGUUUGAGCUCUGUGAGAAGUGGGUUGAGCUGCACCCCAUUUCUCCAGAGCUUCUCCUCAGAUUGCAGACAGACCACCUGCUUCACCUGCUCGACAGAGGCCUCACCGAAGAAGCUUUUGAGCUGCUGGAGAGCUUGUCCAGCCCUGCACUGCGUCUGCAGGUCAGUGAGCGUGCCCUGGACCAGCGGCCUGGCCUGGCCGUUUGCCACUUCCUGGCUGACUACCUCACAUCGCAGUUCCAGAGCAGCAUGACCUUAGCUCGCCAGUGUGAGAUCCAAGCCAUGCGCAUUGGUUCCAAGCUCUUGCUGUUACUGCCCGAGGUGGCUCGGCAGGAUUACUUUCACCUGCUAUGCAGCCCUCUGCUGAUGCUGGAGCAGCUGCUCAUGAACAUGAAGGUGGACUGGGCUGCUCUGGCCGUUCGCACUCUGCAGCAGCUUCUGGUCGGCCAGGAGGCCGGCUUCACUGGAGAGGACAUUGACAGCCUGCUAUCCAACUAUGCCCACAAAGCCCUGGAAUUUCCCUUCUCACUGCGGGAGAGAACCAGAUCAGACUCUGUGAUCAGUCUGCAGGACCUCCUGAAUCAGAAUCCUGGCCAAGACAGCUUUUCUUCAGCACCUGCAGGAGAGUCAGUGUCCCCUCCUAUUUCAGGCGGCACCCUGCUGCAGAAACCCUCCACUCCUCGAGACCGAGAGCGGAUGACUCAUAGGCUGAAGCCUCCCACUGAGUUCACCCCCCCUGGAAAACCCCCAGAUAAGAGGAACUGGGUCCCUGACCACAGCCAGUGUGUGUGUAUGGCAUGCAGGAAGGAGCAGUUCACCAUGUUCAACAGACGUCACCACUGCAGGCGCUGUGGUCGUCUGGUGUGUAAUUCCUGCUCUAGUAGGAAGAUGCGAGUGGAGGGGUGCAGGGAUGAGGCAGUGCGUGUCUGUGACCAGUGCUACAACUUCUUCUAUCAGCCUGCAGAGGAAGAGUCAGAACCAGAAGAAGUGUCUGGAAGCCCCUGUCCCGGGGAUGUGGGUUUUGCUAGUAUCCUGCAGCUGCCUGAGAUGCCUCUGAGGCAGCACAAGCUGGGCCUGAAUGAGGCUGAGAAUGAAAUUGAGCGCAGCGAGUUCUACUACGAGCAGGCUCCCAGCGCCUCUCUCUGCGUCGCUAUCCUGAACCUGCACAGUAACCACAUAGCCUGUGGGCACCAGCUAAUCGACCAGUGCCGUGAGUUGUCUCAGGGGCUCAAUAACCCGGAGGUAGAUGCCCGACUUCUCAUCGACAUCAUGAAGCAGCUGCUUUUCAGUGCCAAAGUCAUGUUUGUCAAAGUGGGGCAGAGUCAGGACCUGGCCCUGUGUGAUAGCUACAUCAGCAAAGUGGAUGUGCUGAAGAUCUUGGUGACUGCUAAUUACAAGUAUAUACCUUCCCUGGAUGACAUUCUACAGCCUGCAGCCGUGACUCGGCUCCGCAACCAGCUGCUGGAGGCAGAGUAUUACCAACUAGCUGUGGAAGUCUCCACCAAGAGUGCCUUGGAUCCCAGUGGAGUGUGGCACGCCUGGGGAAUGGCUACAUUGAAGGCUGGAAAUCUGACAGUCGCUCGGGAGAAAUUCAGCCGCUGUCUAAAGGCACCGCUGGAUCUCAACCAACUGACCCAGGGCUCCAGGCUGCUGCAGGACAUUGUGCAACAUCUGGAAUCCAAUGUCAAGACACCACACUCAUUGCCAGAUAAUGACAUCCUGGCCUCCCUGAGGGAGCUGGAAGAAGCCUUGACUGAGACAGCAGGCACAGAUAAACCAGAUGGGAGGAUCCAGCAGAGCAGCAGCUACCAGGAGUGCCUGUAUUACCUGCACGCUUAUGGCACUAACCUGGCCAUCACUAGCUUCUACAUGAGACACGAUUGCAUGAGGGAGGCACUACUGCACCUGCUCAACAAGGAGAGCCCAGAGGAGGUAUUCCUGGAGGGAAUUUUCAUAACCUGCUAUGAGCGUGGGAAAUUGCACCUGCUGGAAAACCUGUUGGAGUCCCUGGACUCCAGCCUGGAGAGUUGGAGCCGUUAUCUGAUUGCUGCCUGUCAGCACCUGCAGAAACGCAGCUUCUUCAAUAUCCUGUAUGAGCUGCAGCAGUUCAUGAAGGAUCAUGUGCGGGCGGCCAUGACCUGUAUACGAUUCUUCACGCACAAGGCCGAGUCUUAUGUGGAUCUGGGGGAGAAGCAGAAAUGGCUGAUCAAAGCCAAAGACCAUCUAAAAACCUACCUGCAGGAGCACCAGGGCCGCAGCUCUGCACGUAGGAAGUCACCCAGCACCUUCAGGAAGAAAAUGUCUUCCACUGACAUGUCUAGACACAUCAACACCAUUGAACUGCAGAUUGAGGUGACCAAGUUUCUCCAACGCUGUGAGAGUUCUGGCACCUCACGCAUCACUAGCUUGCCUCCAGCUACACUGUUUGGAAACAGCCUCAUGAAGGAGGACGUGGCCUGCAAGGUCAUGCUUGGAGGGAAGAAUAUUGAAGAAGGAUUUGGAGUCGCUUUCAGAGUCAUACAGGACUUCCAGCUGGAGGCAGGUACAGUGUACACCAAGGCGGCCAAGCGGCUGGUGAAGCAGCGCCAGUACAAAGAGAUCCGCCAGCUGCUCAAGUGUGUGAGCGAGUCCGGAGCCGCUACCAAGAACGACUGCGAUGACAUCAUCCUCAGUUGUGUGGUCGCGGCCGACAAGGGGCCUGCAAAUGCAAAGGAACUGGAAAGUUUGAUAUUGGAAAUGAAGAACACUGACAGUAAGAUCAAGGCCUACCUGCUGUGCAGUAAGCUGCGCCCGGCCUACCUGCUGGCGGUGAAGUUGGAGCUGCCCCAGGCCACGCAGCUGGUGCAGGAGGUCCUCCAGGCAGCCGAGAGCGACAGGGACACCAUGAUGCAGACUAUCUGCCAGCAGUGGUUAUCUGAACACCAGGGCAAAGCAGCAGUGCGUGAGAGCCGAGCUGGCACACAUAGAUAACGCUGUGCCCAAAACUGCACGCCCCGAGACCGUAACAAGAUCACAGUCCCACUGCCUGUUUCCACAGAGGCCAAGCUGCCCCUCUUUCUGUUCACACAAAUAUAACGACAGUAUGGCUGGUUUUAUUUCUGAAAUACACCUUUAUACUGACACGUAAUACUGCCAGUUUAAUUCUAGAAACCCUGAACGUGGCUACUUCUCUGGGAAAGAGGCUCUUAUUAUUGUACAGCAUUUCCUGCCUCACUGAAAGGGAUUCUGUUUCACUCUCAGAACCUAUAAUUACAGAGUACUAAAGAUUGAUUAAACUUAGGGGAUGUGAUUUUUCCCAACGGCCUAAUUAAUAUAAUUAUUCAUUAUGCCUUUGGAUUAGCUGCAAUUAAUCUAGUAGCUAAAUCAGAAAGAAAAUAAAUGGCUGACGGUGUCUUCUUUCAAGUGCAGACAAAAGCCGUAAUUUAAUGAAACAGAAAAUAUACGAGAGCCUUUUAUAUUUGGUUCUGUGCUUUUUUGUUUCUCCAAAUCCUAAUUGUUUCACAUGCCUUUACGUCAAUAAAUGGCAUUGUUUAAUUUUCUUCAUUUAUUAAUAGAAACAGACAUCAUUUAAUUCCAAAACUUGUGUGGCUUUUGUGGUCAGUCCCAGAGUGUAGUUACACUGUCCUUUUUCCUGUCUGAGAAGAAAUAUAGCAUUAAAAAUGUAAUAAAAUCUUUGGAUAAAUUGAUUAGGAAUUUGAGUAAAAAGGUGAAUUUUGAGCGGCAUGUUGGUUGGUUGUAUUAGGUAGUGCUGCUUGGUCUUGGAUUGGUGUUUCUAAAUUGUCCCUCUGUGUGUAUGCACCCUGCCAUAGACAGACACCCCAUUAAGGUGUUUAUUUGCAUUUUUUGCUUUGUUAAAUCCCAAAUUAAUUUUAUUUUAAUUAAAAUUUUCUACUAAUUUUCUCUGUUAGUAGAGUAAUGGAAGGUAUGACAAAUUGAGCUUUUGUAACUGAUUUGUAAAUUUUGUUCUUACAUAUUUUUCCUGCCUGAACUAAACUUGUAAUUACAGUGGCCAGUAGUAUUCUCAGCUAAAAGGCAACAUUUCUUUCCCUUUUAUGCUCAGUAUCUCAACUCACCCAUGCAUAAAAGAAUUCAGAGACUCUUGACUGGGAUUAUCCUGUGCUGACUAUGUCGUGUACCUGACAUUGAGACACAUUGGAGCACAAGACCAGAAUAAGAACGUCAGCUUUGAGUGACCCUGCAUUCCCCUUUGUGAAAUAUUUGAUUCAUAGGUGGGAGGCAUUACAGAAUUAGGUAGCAGAAGCAUCUCUCUCAAGGGAAUGUAUUAAUAUCUUGUUUGCAUUGAGAAAGUAGAAACAUUUUGUAACCAUAAAAAAUAAGGAAAAUUAAUGGUUUGUAUUUUGGUUUGUAUUUUAUAUAUGAAAUGUACUAACACAGAGACUGUUGAACUAAGUAAACAUGCAAUUCUUUUUACAUGA